Messenger RNA from Cuscuta campestris, 1173 nucleotides. NCBI's taxonomy places the organism in Eukaryota, Viridiplantae, Streptophyta, Magnoliopsida, Solanales, Convolvulaceae. The record is from the annotation of a GenBank genome assembly.
CGAAAAUAAUAAUACUAAUGACCAUGACUGUGGACUAGAAUUCUGACGAAAAACACAUUUGUAGACGUAGAAAACAACUGCAAUUCACAAACAAAGCAUCAGAAACGACAUCUUGAAUUCUAGAUUCAAUCCCCAUCUGAAUCUCCAUCUCCAUGGCCGUUGAUGCCACACAUCUCCAUCUCUUCCACCCCCAGCAGCUCUCCCUCAAUCAUGGAGAGUUUGGCGUGCAGGGGAGUCGUCAUCAUCAUCAGCUGGGAUUCGGUAAUGGGGAGAUUAGAUCGGCGCCGGUUCCGCCUUUCUCCGCCGCCGGCGUCGCUUUCCCGGGGAGUUUUCUUCCCCUCCAUCCGUCUCUCCUUCCCGCCGACCCUCUUCCGGCGAAGACCUCGCUCAACACCGAGAGCGGCCUCACUCAUAAUCUCCAGCAGGUUCCCAGAAAGAGACCCAGAGAUUCGCCGUCUCUGAACCCGCCCGCCGCCGCCGCUCCGGAGAAGAGAGCCCAGAUCCUAUCUCUCUUGGGUGAAGAAAUUCUGCCCGUAAUCCAACAGUAUCAGCUCGAAAUCGACACCAUCGUAUCUCACCAUGCGAAGAAGAUGAAAAUGGAAUUCGAAGAGAGGCAGAAGAAGCAGGGGAGGAUCCUGGCGGCGUCGAUCGGAGAAAGGGUGAUGAAGAAGCUCAAGGAGAAGGACGCUCAAAUCCAGAGAAUGGCGAAACUGAAUUUCGCCCUCCAAGAAAAGCUCAAGAACCUCUGCGUCGAAAACCAGCUAUGGCGAGAUCUCGCCCAGUCCAACGAAGCCGCCGCGAACUCCCUCCGGUGGGACCUCGAGCAAGCCCUGGCCCACAUCGGCGGCGACCGGAUCUCCGGCGUGGGCAGGGCCGCAACGGAGGAGUCUUGCUGCGGGAGCUGCGAGGAGCCGGAGGUGGGAACGCCGCCGGCGACGGACGAGAGGAUGUGCCGGAGGUGCGGGGAGAGGGAACCGAGUGUGCUCCUGCUGCCGUGCAGGCAUCUGUGCCUGUGCUCUGCUUGUGGGUCCACCGCCAUGCCCAGAAACUGCCCCGUCUGCAACUCCGCCAUGAAUGCUACACUCCAUGUUAACAUGUCGUCUUCCUGAUCAGAUUUCAGAAAAACGUCACACCAUAAACCAAUAGAAAAUUAGCAGAGGAACAGAAGUACGG